GGAUGAUCUACGGGGAAGAGGCUUGGAGAGGGGGGCUGUUCUUCAUUCUGACACUUCAUGUUUUGCUGAAAACUUCGCGGCGAUUUUCCCCUUGCACCAGCGUGGACUGAUGGAUUACCACCUGCUUGGAUUAAUUUUGUCUUUUCUCUUCAAUGGCACAAAGGUCUUAGCGGGUUACCCCAUUUGGUGGUCCCUUGCUCUCGGCCAGCAGUACAGCUCCCUGGGGUCUCAGCCCAUCCUCUGCGGCUCCAUCCCCGGCCUCGUUCCCAAGCAGCUCCGCUUCUGCCGCAACUACAUUGAGAUCAUGCCCAGUGUGGCCGAGGGGGUGAAGUUGGGCAUCCAGGAGUGCCAGCAUCAGUUCCGAGGGCGCCGCUGGAACUGCACCACCAUCGAUGACAGCCUGGCCAUCUUUGGGCCUGUCCUGGACAAAGCCACACGGGAGUCUGCGUUUGUCCACGCCAUCGCGUCAGCCGGCGUUGCCUUUGCUGUGACCCGCUCCUGCGCCGAGGGCACGUCCACCAUCUGCGGCUGUGACUCCCACCACAAAGGGCCUCCAGGAGAGGGCUGGAAAUGGGGUGGAUGCAGCGAGGAUGCCGACUUUGGUGUGUUGGUGUCCCGGGAAUUCGCAGACGCUCGAGAGAACCGUCCGGACGCGCGCUCGGCCAUGAACAGACACAACAACGAGGCCGGGAGGACGACCAUUCUGGACCACAUGCACCUGAAGUGCAAGUGCCACGGGCUCUCGGGAAGCUGCGAAGUCAAGACUUGCUGGUGGGCACAGCCCGACUUUCGGGCCAUCGGGGAUUACCUGAAGGAUAAAUACGACAGUGCUUCCGAGAUGGUGGUGGAGAAGCACCGGGAGUCCCGGGGUUGGGUAGAAACUCUUCGGGCUAAGUAUGCUCUUUUCAAGCCACCAACAGAGCGGGAUUUGGUUUACUAUGAGAACUCCCCGAAUUUCUGCGAGCCCAACCCAGAGACGGGCUCCUUUGGGACAAGGGACAGAACGUGCAACGUCACCUCCCAUGGGAUUGAUGGCUGUGACCUGCUGUGCUGCGGUCGGGGCCACAACACCAGGACUGAGAAAAGGAAGGAGAAGUGCCACUGCAUCUUCCACUGGUGCUGCUAUGUGAGCUGCCAGGAGUGCAUACGUGUCUACGACGUCCAUACCUGCAAGUAAGCGUUGUACGUCUCCAGCUGCUGGGAGGCUGAUCCAGAGCAGGGCCAGGGGCUCCUAUCCUCAGCACGGUGGCCUCACACUUCAGAGGAUGGCAUCAAGAAAUCCGAGUGCUCUUGGCCCUACCCGCGCUCCUUGGCCACAUCCCUCCAAGUCUGGGGCUCGUGUUAACAUGGAGCACUGACCAUUCCUGGCAGGCUCCUCCACAGCAAGGACAACGUAACAGAGUUCCAGUGCCAAUUCUCACAUGCCAGUGGUUUGACAGAGAAGUUGCAAAAAAAAAAAACCAUCUAAAACAUUAAAGCUGCGUUUUCUACUCAUUCAUUCCUUGGCCCCUGGGAAAGAGGAGCACAUCCUCCUGAAAGAGCAAUAAAAUGGGUGAAAGACCCCUCGUACAGAGAGCACAAUCCUCAAACCUGUUCUGGAGUGAACCAGACCAAAAUUCAGUCCCUCUUCUGCAGAGCACAACGAACAGCUACCGGACUGGAAAGCAUUUGUUUUCUAAAGCAAAGACCACAGGAGAGCUCCACGAAACCUCCACGUUUCAGCAAUCAGCCAUCUGAUCUGCAUUCUAUUUAACGUAUAUAUUAAAACUCUGUGUCUGGAAAGAGUCCAAGUACCUGACUUUCAACAAAAGUCCUUUUGUUCUUUUUUUUGUUGUUUCAUUGUUCUUUUUGUUUUUAAUCAAGAAAAGGUAUUUAAUAUUAAAUAGAACAUUUAUUGCCUUGUAAUUAUUUUACUGUAGUCAGGUAUUCUAGCACUGAAUGGAAGAUCUUUUUCCAUCAAUCUGCUGUAUCCAAAGUUUUGUAUAAAGUUGUAGAAGUUGACUGUUUUUUUUAUUUUAUAUUCAGAAAAUUUCUCUUUUUAUAAGCAUUAUUUAUUAUACAAUGUAUAUACUUGAGUUAACUAAGAUUAUAUAUUAUAUAAAUAUAUAUAUUUGGAGAAAAAUAUAUUUCAACUUGCAUUUUUUUGUGGUACAUCAUUAAAAAGAAGGUUGCAAAAACCCAAAAGCAUGCAUUUCCCAGCGUGUGUCGUUUGCCUCAAAAUCCUUUAAGUUCUGCUGAAUGAUAUCUAUGGGAAUGGUGGAUCUUCUCCAUUGUGCUCAGUGACAGUCAGACAAAAGUAAGACAGUGAUGGUAAAAAACAGCCAAUACAUGAGAUGAUAAACAAAAAUCUUAGCAGUCAGCCAUAGAGUGCCACCUCACAGUGUGCAUACACCACCAGGUUAAUCUGGAUCCCCCACAUCUUUUUAUUCCCAGAAAAGCUACCCCAGUACUUUCCAACAGGAUAAGGAAAGGGAUGAAGAAUUUGGCCAAUACAGCUGAAGGCAAUCCAGUUUUCACUACAAAACCACCCCUGCCCAGGCACAGCAAGUCAUUCUCUUUCGCCACCUGCAGGAAACUCCUUGAAUGGAGACCCACAGAAGAGGUUGAGCCCAUCAUUUUGCUCAGGUUUUCCAACUUGGACUUCUUGAGGAGUGAUGCAGUGUCCAUCCACACACACACACCAUUGAGGCUUCCUAGGCGGUGUGAGUUCCAUAAAGCUGGAAUGGACUGGGUGGGCUACAAUGGCCUCCUUGGCCAGCUCUAGCACUACUUGUGGUCAAGCUAUCCAGAUCUUGGAUCUAUUUGUUCCAUCCAUGUUCGGUACAAACUGUUUAGCAUCUCUCUGGCUACCAGCAGCCUGGGAAUCACUUUUCUGUCUUAGAAUCUUAGAAUAUUAAGGCUGGAAAAGGCCACUAAGAUCAAGUUCAACCACUGAACCGUUACCACCCUGCCCACUAAACCAUGUCCCUAAACAGACUGACCCCAUCUUGCUACAAUCAGCCUCCUUCCUUGACACAAGGGAGAUAAGCAAGUCAUCUUCAAGCACUCUAGACAGAUACCUCUGUUUGACUAACACCAAAGACACAGAUGUCUCCCAGUUGUGCUUUUUUUUAUUGAAUCCAAUAAUGUGCAACUGAACAAGAUAUUUAUUCAUCAAUAUAGCUCUGGACAUAGACACAAUAAGGUUUACAUCAUUUACUCUGAAAUAAGUUAACGAGUGCUGCUGUCACAGGGACUAGCAGAGGAAA
Messenger RNA from Gallus gallus (chicken), 3248 nucleotides. RefSeq names its product Wnt family member 3 (gene WNT3). Gene Ontology annotation, biological process: multicellular organism development; canonical Wnt signaling pathway; cell fate commitment. Bases 110 to 1177 code for a protein of 355 amino acids. The record is from RefSeq and is a predicted model, not a curated record. Gene Ontology annotation, molecular function: frizzled binding; cytokine activity. The transcript is spliced from 5 exons. Gene Ontology annotation, cellular component: extracellular region. Lineage: Eukaryota; Metazoa; Chordata; Aves; Galliformes; Phasianidae.